UUUGUGGUGUAUAUAUAUAUUGAGAACAUAGAUGAUGGAACGGGUGUGUUUGUUAUCUAUCGUCAUUUCAAUAGCAAAGGCUGUGCCACAUCUUUGAACUCUCUCGAGAUCUCAAAUCACUUUCAUGGAGCAAAGUAAGGAGAAAAAUGCUCCUUGGCUAUCAGUGCCACAGUUUGGGGACUGGGAUCAGAAGGGACAAGUGCCAGACUACUCUCUGGAUUUCUCUAAAAUUCGGGAAAUGAGGAAGCAAAACAAGACAAAUAUUUCAAGGGCAAGUCUUGGUAAUGAAGAGGAACUGAUAUCUGCUACCACUAACAAUACAAACACUGUCGACAGUGAGCACCAGCAUCCCCACUACCACCAAACCAACUCUCCAACUACAAGGAGGAGCUUCCUGAGCUACUUCAACUGUUGCGUAAAAGCUUGAUACCGAAGGGAAUGUACAACAUUUUCUUUUCUGCCGAGCGCCGUGGACAGGGGACAUUUAUCGUUUUGCGCUUGGUCAUCAUUACCUCGCACUUGUUUUUGAUUUGGGAAAACAAAUCUUUCAUGUAAGUCUUAAUCUCCAAUAGGUGAUUCUAUAUUGCUUGCGUUGUAGUUUGAAAUUUGUGUAUCAAUUAGAGAUGAAGAUGGUAAACAUGUAAAUUGCCCUCAGGAAUCUUGAAUUUGUACUACCUGUUCCAAAAUUUGAUGAUGAAUUAAUCCAGCUUCCAGCACAGUAACGUGUUGAUCUUGAAAUUUCA
Molecule: messenger RNA, 743 nt
Organism: Cajanus cajan (pigeon pea)
Lineage: Eukaryota; Viridiplantae; Streptophyta; Magnoliopsida; Fabales; Fabaceae
Source: RefSeq, a predicted model, not a curated record